CCCUAACAGGCUCCUUGUAUUAUAGUUUGCUUUGUAAAAGUAUAUCAUUACUCUAAAUAUGACAAAUUGAAAGUCUAUGUAUCAGCAUCCUGUUGAAGUAAAUAAAUUGAUUUUUAAGUGAAGACAGUGGUUUUAGCUCUAUGACCAUAUGUAUUGUCGUGCCCUAAAAACUGGGCUUGUGAGACAAAGAGAAGCGACAGGGGUGGAGGAAACAUACUUGGAAAGGAGAUGAGGUUGGGUUUAAAGCUUUCCCCAUGGUUAAAAAAAAAGUAUACAACUUGAAUUGUUGAGUUCUUGACCUGACUCUGCCACUUAUUGGGAUUUUUUUUUUUAAUUACUAGCAUAGUCAUGUGUCCUCUGGAAUGCUGUUGUCUCUGUGGGGAAAUGCAUCUUCACUUCAGGUCUUGUGUUCAUGACUGAACCUUCCAAGAAAAAUCAUCGACUCUUAUGUACAGUGGAAAUGUGGAGGUUCUGAAAAGUGCCUUUUCUGAAAACUCUGCUGCUUGGAUUCUACUCUAGAGCUCUCUUUCCAAGCCCUCUCCCCACACACCCCUCCCCACCCCUGCCCCUAUAAAAACCUGCUGCGCUUGUAGUUCACUGUCAGCAACUUGCCCGUUUAAUUUUUCUCUCAUUCUCAGUUUUCUUAGUCAUUUUCCCUUCCCUUGAUUUUACACAACUAUUUUUUAGAUUGUAGCAUCCUCCCAACUCUAUUCUUCAGGGCAAAGAAUUGGGGAGAUAGACUUUUCUCCCCCUGAUUUGAGACCAUUCCACAAAUUGAAGGGCAGCCAGCAACAUAUGCUUUUUGUAAGAAUAAUUGAAAACAUCAACUAGGCAGCAUAGAAGUCUUUUGAAAGUCUGCCAGUUAUUUGAAGCAAAUUCAGCAAAGCAACAAAAUAUAGCAGUCAAUAUCUUAACUGUUAUAGUUGCCUUCUUAGGACUUGGUCUCUAAUUUGAUUUUUGGUUAUUCUGAUACAACGUUGACUGAAGAAGUGACUUUUUUGUGUUUGACCAGAUCAGACGUGGCUUCAGUGAGAACCUAAGUGCUAACAAACACACUCCAUCAAAGCAACCUGCUCUCACUUCACAUUUGGUUCAGAUUCACUUAGAUUCCUUGAACCAUCCGCAGUCAUAUUAUUGUCCGAAAGAAGGUGCACUUAAUUACCAUUUUGCUUUCAGUAUGACAGCUGUCAAUGUUGCUCUAAUUCGUGAUACCAAGUGGCUGACGUUAGAAGUCUGUAGAGAAUUUCAGAGAGGAACUUGCUCUCGAGCUGACACAGAGUGCAGGUUUGCCCAUCCGCCAAGAGUGUGCCAUGUGGAAAAUGGCCGUGUGGUGGCCUGUUUUGAUUCACUGAAGGGUCGGUGCAUUCGCGAGAACUGCAAGUACCUACACCCUCCGCCACACUUAAAGUCGCAGCUGGAAAUUAAUGGGAGAAACAAUCUGAUUCAACAGAAGACUGCCGCAGCCAUGUUCGCCCAGCAGAUGCAGCUUAUGCUCCAAAAUGCCCAGAUGUCAUCCCUUGCAUCUUUUCCUAUGAAUCCAUCAGUUGCACCUAAUCCUGCCAUGAAUUUCAAUCCUUACAUACCUCAUCCUGGGAUGGGCAUGGUUCCUGCUGAGCUUGUACCAAAUGCUCCAGUUCUGAUUUCUGGAAACCCACCUCUUGCAUUGCCAGGAAUUCCUAUUCCAAAACCGACUCGUACAGAUAGACUGGAGGUUUGCCGUGAAUUUCAGCGUGGAAAUUGUACCCGUGGAGAGAGUGAGUGCCGCUAUGCUCACCCUACGGAUGUUUCCAUGAUUGAAGUCACUAAUAAUACCGUGACAAUCUGCAUGGAUUACAUGAAAGGCCGAUGCGUCCGGGAGAAAUGCAAGUACUUUCAUCCUCCUCUACACUUGCAAGCCAAACUCAAGGCAGCUCAUUACCAGAUGAACCAUUCGGCUGCCACUGCAAUGGCCCUGCCACCUGGUACACUUCAGCUGAUACCAAAGAGGUCAGCCUUUGAAAAGGCCAAUGGUGUCACCCCGGUCUUUAAUCCAAAUGUUUUCCACUGCCAACAGGCUAUGGCUAACAUGCAGAUUCCGCAGCCUGCAUAUGUCCCUACAGGGACAGUACUGUGCAUGCCAUCCACUUCAACUUUUGUGCCCAUGAUGCACGGUGCUACACCUUCCACUGUGCCUGCAGCAGCAGCGCCUGCCACCAGCGUUCCCUUCGUUCCAGCAGCUACAGGCAAUCAGAUGCCCCAAUUAUCAGUAGAUGAACUGAAUAGGAGCAUGUUUGUUUCACAGAUGUAGAAGUUACCAGUAGAACAUUGAAAUUCUGAGCAGCAGAGUUACAGAAUAUCAGGAUCGCUCAACAAGAAACUCAACACGGCCUUUCUAUAUAUAUUCUCGUAUGUCCUUUUCUACCAACAGAACAAUAAGCAUGGUGCAGUCAAUAUAUUAAAGCACAUAUACCAGUUGACAAAUUCAAAUUUUAAAAAUCUGCGGAGAUGUUAAAGCAAAGAGAAAAUUAACCACUAUAUGUUAUCUUAUCUGAAUUAAUUGCAUAUGAAUUAGCAUAUAGAAUACAAGCUUUGUUGUGUAUAUGAAUUGUCAAAUCCGUGUUAUAUGAAUUUGCCAUCUGAUAUGAAUUACCAUAUUGAAUAUAACCAUAAAAUUUUGUGAUUUUCUUCCAGUAAUGAUUUGUGCUAAAUGAAUUCCCACAGUGUACUGUAGGCUCACUGUACAUUCUUGGUGGAUAAAUUCUGGUUUUGAAGUAUUACUUUACUGUUUUGUUUACAGGAUAGUCUAUUGGAUUGAUAUAGAAUGUAACUAAUAUUUCCAGUACCAUUUCCCCCAUUGGUAUAUUGUAUUAAAUUGGGCUCUGUUUUGCUUUUCCAUGCUAUAGUGUUUUGUUGUUUAUACAUGGUGUUUGAUUAUAAUUAGAAUGUCAUGUGGGGAACAGAAGUGUAUGUGAUUGAAAAACAUGAUAGGUUCAUGUUAAUAUGCUUUAAAACAUUCUGUAAGUUUCAUGAGGCAUACAUUUAGAAGGCCUCACUUUUGAAUGUGCACAAAACUGUUCAUAGACAUGUAUGUAUAGAAUCUUACCUGUAGAUCUGGCCUUGCACAGUCAAUAAUAUACUAAAUUUUUAAAAGAGAAAAUAAUUGCCUACAUAUGAUAGGAAAGUUCAAAUGUUAACCUCAAACUGUCCUCUUAAAUAACUUGAAAACCAAGUAUUCACAUUUUAAUAAAUUUCUUAGUACUUAUAAAGAUUAAGUAGAGUAGCCAUUACAUUUAUUGUGUCACAGGAAUCCGAUCUCUGAGCUUGAGUGUCUAAAAUUGUCAUUUGGCAUCUUCAGCUGAGAGAAACUGGUACUUACUGGUUUAAAGGUAUGCUAAUCAUAGGUUAUAAAUGAAGCAGAGAGAUGUGGGUGUGGAGACAGCUUUUAAUGUACUGGCAAAAAGUGUGUAAAACCUUCACAUACUAACCUUUGCACAAGUGUCAUUUUCCAAAUGCAAAUGGCUCAUGCUCUUUAAACUCUUCUUUGAAUAAUAAGUAAGAUGCAGUCUGGCAAAAGUCAGUCCAGGUGGAAAGAGAAUCGUUUCCAAAUGAGGCCUUACCUCCCCAAAUGGACAGUCUUUUUUAUUGAUCACAGAAGGAGGCUGAGUACAGCUUUGGGCAAAUGGCAGGGAUGGGGGCAGGGAGACAUUUAAAAUAACUUUGAAUAUGCAAAAAGAACUAGAAAGGAUUUCCACCAUUGUCUUUCAUGUUAGUUUAGCUGAAUUGCCAAUUUUUCUAAAAGCAGUAGUAUAGUAGCAAGCAUUUGUGCUAUAUUGGCAAGUGUUUCUCUGCCCAAACUUAAGCAUCAGAGAUUUUGUGUGUGUGUGUGUUUGUGUGUGUGUGUUUGUUUGCUUGUUUUUGUCUCAGAACCAAACCUAUUUUUGUCAUAUUUGAACUUACUUUGUGUGUUUCAAAAUUGUAGUCAGUUUUAGCAUCCUUUGGUUAAUAGAGAGUAGCAAUAUCCCAUGGAGGUGUGGUAUGAAUUCUUCUUACUAAUACUUAUGAAAUAAUCCUACAAAUACAGUAAUCCAUCUAUUUCUGUGACAUAUCAUGUACCUCUUCCACUUGACAGAGUUAUUAACAUUAUUAUUGUUAUAAGAGGGAGGGAACAUUGUCCAACAGCUGAAGUAGAUUUCAUAUUUUGUAUUCAAUAUGUAUUCUCCCACUGGAAAGUAUAAAAAUCAUCAAAUUUUUGUAUGGAUAAAGGUUGCUUUUCAUCAUCAAAACCAAAGAAAAAAACUUUUGCGAUACCAUCAGACAGGUAGUGGGAUUGAUAUGCAGAAUAGUGGAGUUGGAAAAAGACUUUAUUGCCUUCUCCAUGGUUUUAAAAACAGAGGGCAAGGCCAUGGGACUUGUGUAAGGUUACCUAGCCAUUGUGGGAAUCAACUGUUUCUCCUUUUUACAUCUUGCUUUGGAACAUUUGAGACUCCAACUUAUAGCAUAUCAGAUUGGCAAAAAAAAAAAAAAAAGCAAAAUUACCUCUAGUUGUUGGUAUCUAUUUGAUCUUAAUUAUCUAGGUGAAUCCUGUUCAUCAGUGAUUUCUAUAGUCUCUUUUUUUGUUAUGUUGGGCCUCUGCCCUCCAUUGCCAGAAGUUAGAGAUUGAAAGUUGUCUAUCCUUUUACCUGUAGAGUCUUUGAACCACUUAAUUUUUGUUUUCCAAAAAUCAUAAUUCCAAAAAAAAUUUACUUGGGCUAGUCUAGAUAUAGUUCUUAAUGGAUGUGGGAAUGUUUUGUGCAAAAUGAACUUUUUGUAGUUUGACAUUCUGAUGCAACGAAAUAUCUCAUUUAACUUCUUAAACUUUUGACAAAGAUAUAUGUAAAUGAUAAACUUAGAGUAGAGCUGUUCUCAUGUUGCUCUAAGCACUGGAAGAUAUUAAUGUUGACUUAUUUUUAGGAGGAGAUUCAGUGAGGAGCAUUCAGGGUAGUUGUCUUUUUGGUGAGAUGAGUUUCUGUAACAUACUGUUGGCAUUUUAAAAGUUGCUAGGUAUGUGAAGUUUAAGAAAGCAAGCUUAAAACUUGAAAUUUCUGAUCAAAGUUAACGGAGUUUAGAAGGAGAUGAAACUUUAAGAUAGCACUCUUUAGUUGUGCAAUGACUGAUGAUCUUAUUGAAGAAAAGACAAGUCAUUUGACUAUAAAUUGAGUUAACAAGGCCAGUCACAAUGAUCAGUGACUCUAAACAAAAAUUAACUGAAUCAUUUGUAAAUAAGCCAAAUUCUAAUCAGUUGUGAUUUUUGGUUAGCAUUUUGUAGUCUUUGUAUUUUACAGUGACCUCUAUCUUUACUUCUCCAAAAUUAUCAAUUUUGUCCAUCUUUUCAGCAUUUUGCCAAAAUUUGCAAGAACGCUGAAGUUGGAUAAAGCAUGUCAAAUGAGAUAAGCAACCUACUCUUGUUCUUUAAAAAGAGCUUAGUAGUUUCAGUUCUUACAAAAAGCACUAUGAAACCAUAUGAGUAUAUUUUAAAUAGGGACUAAGAUUAAAUUAAAAAUGGAUUCAUAAAUUGCUAUUUAAGUACAGUAUAUACUUUUGAAAGUGUAUGAAUCCACAUCCAGCUGUUCCUUUUGAUUCCACUUCUCUAGAUUAAUCUUUCAUUUUCAUCUAGUCAUGAAAGUAAUCUGCUUCCUACUCCAUCAGUCUUGCUCAUCCAUUUCUGAGCAUUGUAAAAGCACUUUGAUCUUGCCAGAGGUGUUGUGCUAUACCACUAGGCUUUGUCCACUGAUGGGAGCCCUCAACUCCUGAUCUCCAACUCAGGAAAAAACCAGUACCGCUCUCAGCUCUCAGAAGGAACCAAAUGAAAUUAGUGUUUUCUACUUGAAUUGGCUUUGAACAGCAUGACCAGUGAGACAGUGAUGUGUGAGGGAGGGACAGGAUCUACAGUGCAUUGUAGGAAAUGAUCGAGGCGGCUGAGGCGCCUUAUUCGAUACUUGGAGUGCCAGUUGGUUCUUUUCCUUGUCUUUGGUCGGUGUUGUUGAGGAUGCCCUUAGGUGAAAUGCAGCCCAAGUUUGCUAAGAUCUGUCAGUCUGUGGGAUAGGCUAUGGUAUGCAGAAUGCUUAGUAACUGUAGUUCUUUUCCCCCUUUCUAAAAGCUCUUCUCAAACUAGGUGAGUAGAGGGAGGGAAUCUUAUUUGAUUUGAUUCAUUUGAUGGAUUUUAUUCCCAGUUUUGGUUUGUAGAUUUAAUAAGAUAGUGACCUAGUUUUACCAGUGCCUGUCAGAGGUAGCAGAAUAAAAUAGCAGAUAAGAGAGUUUAGUUUUUCUUUGCAAGUUUAGCAACUGGUAUAAUCAAACUGUACAUUUAAUUACAAAUACAGGCACUGAGUACCAAGUCACUAAUUGGUGCCCUGUUUGCAUUUUUUCUUAUUGUUAGUUUUUAAGGUUUUUAUUUUGUACUACAUUUUUAUAUCUAAGUAACUAAUGAAUUUAAUUUUGAAGGAGAGUUAGAGAAAGUUUAAGUUUUUACUACAUAUAUUCAGACCAUCUCUGUAGGCUCUAAACUGACACUGUAGCAUAACACAGGAUAGAUUACAGUCCAUAACCAAACUCUACAAUUCAAAGUUUAAGAACAGAUUUAGUUUUGUACACAAAUAAUAGUUGUCAGCUAAAUAUAUUUAGUUGUUGCUUUGGCAACAAAACUUACAACAUGGCUACCUUUAGACAUGUAUGCAUGUAAAACUUUUAUUUGUAAGCUAUACAUGGUUCAUGACAAUGUGAACAUAUAGAAGAUACAGCUCAAAACUCAGAAAAUUGAUGAUGUUUUGAAGCUCCAUGUUCCAUGUAAAAUUUUACUUUGUUUCCUCAUGUAGCUUUUUGUUCAACACAUGGAUUCUGGAGGCACACUUUAUACUUUAUAGAAUUGGUUGUGUUGAUAGGGUUAUUCUACAGUAUUUUGACACCAGAACAUACACAGCAUAGAUAUUACCUGGCAUUUUUUUUCACACCUUUACUCAAAAAUUAUCUAUUCAUGUAGUGUCUGUAGCUCUAAAAAGUUUCUGUUUUCUGGAAUUGUAUACAAAAAUAUAUGUGAGGAUUAAAGCAUAACUAAAUAUUUGAAAUUAACUCGUAUUUGUGAAGCCACACGUAAAGAUACUAUAGAAUGACCCCGAGCAGUGUUUAAGAGGCAUAUGCUGCAGCUACCCGACUGCCUCAGUUAGGGUGCGAAUGUGUGAGACACACCUUUUUUGCACUUAUGUACAUAGUCCAUGGAAGUAAUCCUUGGAGCUUUUUACAAUAUAAGAAGUCUGGUAAUAGCGGAAAGUUAGUGAGAGUGAUUUCUGAGGGUCUAAGAUUAGUGAAAGCAUAGUGUUGCAAUGCUGUUGUGGAGGCUUGCUAGCUUGCUACAGCUCAUCAGAAGCUCAGACUGCUAACAGAUGCCAAAUCCCUCUAACAGCACUGAGUAGGAGUACAAAGCACUUCUUUUAGUAAUGCUACUAGCAAAGAAUAUUUGCUUUUUGAAUGAAUUCCCACUGUAAACACACACACACACACACACACACACACACACACACACACACGGGGUAAAAUUCCCAGCAGAGGCUUUCUUUGAUUAUAGAAAGCAGAGCAAAUACUCUGUACAUUACUAGAUAUUUACUCUCAAUCUGAUUAAAAAGGAUUUCAUCUUUGAUAGAUAAUACACAUAUUGAUUAACAUGGAUUUAUGUGACAAAUUGUUAAGGUUUUAACAGAAGAGAACCAGCCCAAAUCUUACAUAACGUGGAUGCUGGAGGCUGUUAAUUUAACCCAGUUUUCACUCCACACUUGCAGAUAGCCAAGGAACUUUUUUGCUGCCCCCAAAACAACUGAGGCUUAGCAAAGUUGGCAGUUUGUAAGGUUAGAGGAUGGAUCAUUGCUGGCAGUUUGAGUCCUUCUCAUCUUAAGGCAGGUUUUCUUCACACUGGAGAAGGACCCCCAUCCUAGGCUACAGGAAGUUGUGAAAUGUUGCUAUCCAUAUACUGCUAACCCUCUUGGCGACAGAAACCUAGAACUGCAGCCAUAGCUCAGUGGUACAGCACUUACCUGGAUGAAUAAGGCCCUGAACUCCAUCCUCAGCACUGAAAAAAGAAAAAAAGGGAAAGAUGGAAAACAGACCAAAACCAGAAGCAACCCAAGCCUUACUUGUAUCCCAUAGCUCAGGGCUAGCUGGCUAGAAAUUACUUUUAUUUUCCCCUCAGCUGCUGAUCGCUUGAGAGUCAGCCAUGCAACAAGCCCCAUGACAAUCAGAACAGCCAUCUUUUUUGGCCGAUAGAAAAUGUUCACCUACAUUCAUUUUAUACUUAGGAAUGCCCACUUCAGCCUUUUUACCCCAUAGUUUCGCUAUUUAACCAGUGUCUUCACAUGGACAUUCCCUUGUGAAUCUGUAAGUCAUAAAAAUGUGUUUUCAUGAGGACAAGAGAAAGAUGAAAUUCUGUGUGUGGUGCUGGGAAUACAACCCAGGGCUUUGUGUGCUAUACAAGUUCUCUAACAACAUGUCUAGCCAGCAAUAAGAUUUUAAGUCUGGAACUGUCAACAAUAAAUAAGUAGGGAUGAGCAUGAAAGUAUCACAAAAGACAGUCAAUGAAUUUGUAGCAUGCACAUCUUCAGAGCCACUUGGUCAUGUGCGGAAGCUUAAACAUGUGGCUGUGUUUAAAUCAGUAAAACACAGUAGAGGAUUAAGCAUAGCAAGUACAAAUGACUCAAGCCAAAAGAUUAAUUGGGAUUAAGUUUGACUAAUUCAGAAAUUCGAGUCCCUCUGCCUGUCCUUGUCUGUAAGUGAAGUUCACUGACAUUAAAAAUGUGGAUUAUCCCGCAGAAAUUUUAUAUUUUCUAGAACCCUUCCUCAAUUAUAGUGUACCUAAAAAUGAAAAGUGCUUUGGUCUGAAAUAAGUUGCCACUCUUUAUAGAUACUGCAAGAAUCCUCAGUAGUCCUCUUUUACAUUGUGUUAUUUUUUUAAAUACCUCUGUAGCAAAACCUAGAUGAAUUGAGUGAGCUCCCCCCCCCCACACACACACACAAUCUUAAGACUAUCUGUCAUAGAACUGCAUGGUUCCAAAGCUUUAUUUCUGUGCGGAUGCUAUGUGUUAAUGAUGGAAACCAAAUUGUUUGUUGCUGUGUCUUUUGUGUCUAGCAGUUGAGUAGAUGGUAUAACUGUAAUUUCAUUAGAUUCUGGAGAUAACCUUUUCAAAAUAAGUUUCUUUUUAUUAUUAUAGCUGUUGCUUUAGUUAUAAAAUGAGCCAUUUUCACCCAAAUUACAAUAAUUAAAAUGAAGUCCAUUUUUAAGAGGAUGAGGUCUCACUCAUUAUAUUGUGUAAACUAGUCUAAAUUCCAUGGCACUAAAUAAUUUGAUUCUCCAAUGUCAGCCACCUGGGUGGCUUAUUUUGCUUUAACAUGAUGAGCUAGGUCACUCCUUUGUGUUAUUUUAAAGGGAUAGUUUAUAGUUUCAGCUAACAAUGUUCUGGAUUAUAGAAAGUGGAAACAUUUGUCUUGGGCAGAAAAUGGCAAUUUAAGAAUGCUACAAUAACAAAUUUCUUAGCGCUGUGCAACAAAUUAAGAACUUAAGUAAUGACCAAAAUAUUUUGCAAAUAAAAACUGUUCACAUACUAUUUUGUCCCCAAAUGCAGUAAAUCAUUCCCUCAACCGCAGAUGUUUGGACUUUUUCAAGUUACAGUGUUGUAUUGCCUGUUUGUCAUUAGAAGUGUGCAUUAUAUAGCUCAUUUCAGUAUGCUACUUUUAUUGUUUUUUUAUUCUUUUAAUAAAGUUUGCAAAUUCC
Meriones unguiculatus (Mongolian gerbil) is the source of this 9769-nucleotide messenger RNA. It is a transcript of the gene Mbnl3, whose product is annotated as muscleblind like splicing regulator 3. The coding region runs from base 1178 to 2287 and encodes 369 amino acids. Gene Ontology annotation, molecular function: metal ion binding. The transcript is spliced from 10 exons. The record is from RefSeq and is a predicted model, not a curated record. Lineage: Eukaryota; Metazoa; Chordata; Mammalia; Rodentia; Muridae.